CGGCGCGUACCUUCCUCAGCCGUGUUCUCACUUUGCUUCCUACCUGCCCCAACUGGACGACGCGUCACACUGGCUCGGACCUCACGGUAACUUUCUGAACGACGGCGGGGCUCGGGGAUGGGUCUCGGUUAACGUGCCCCAGUUCUCCGUGCCCCCUCCGGAGGGCGUGUCAAAGGUCAACGUGAUGACCCUGAGCUCAGCUGCAGGGGACGCGUCCGUCUCACACCAACGAGGAAGGACCAUCAGUCUGCCUGAUGAGAGCCGAAACGUUUUCAUAACUUAUUCUACGGACAUUUCUUCAGAGAUGGUCCCCUUUUCAGACUUCCUCACAAAGAAAGGCUUUCGACCCGCUAUUGACAUUUUUGACAACCCCAUCAGGCGCCUGGAUAUCAACAAGUGGAAGGACGGUUACCUGAAAGAUCCAUCAACCAUGAUCAUCAUUGCCAUCAGUCCAAAGUACAAGGCGGACAUUGAAGGCUCCGUCGUAGAUAGCCACGCUCUACACACUAAAUAUAUUCACUCCAUGAUGCAGAAUGAAUUCAUCCAACAAGGCAGCUUGAACUUCAGAUUCAUCCCGCUUCUCUUCCUCAAUGCGUCCCAGAAACAUGUCCCGAGUUGGCUUCAGAACACGCGUGUUUACCGCUGGCCGCGGGACACCGAGGACGUAUUACUGAGGCUGCUGAAGGAGGAGCGCUACAUCCCUCCUCCUGUCCCUCCGGAGCUCACCCUCGUCAUCAGGCCCGUGACCCUCACAGCGACACUGUAGAGACACAGCAGCACUGGCUUAAUGCGGGAUCUAUGUUUGGCUCAGCAGAUUUUCUUAUUAUGCAGCAAUGUGUAUUUUAAACGAUGAUUAUAAUUGAACCGCCCUGAGGGGAGGAGAGCUCAUGUUCUAUCGGAUGGAUGUAUUAUUACCUUCGCAUUGAAAAUGCGUAAGGUAAUGUUUUGAUCGCCGUGUAUUUGCAUGCGUGCGUGUUAUUCGCAUAACUCAAAAAGUAUUGAACCGAAUGGCAUGAAAUUUGGUGGGAUGAUUGGUUAUGAUCCGGGGACCAUUUGAUUAGAUUUUGGGAUUGAUCGGGUCAAAGGUCAAGGUCAAGGUCAUGAAAAGGUCAACAUAUUCUUUGAAUCGCAUGAAAUUUGGUGGCAUAAUUGGUUAUUAUCCGGGGACCAUUUGAUUAGAUUUUGGGAUCGAUCGGGUCAAAGGUCAAGGUCAUGGAAAGGUCAAAAUCUUCUUUUUACCAUAGUGCGGUCAAUUUAUAUCCAAUUGGCAUGCAACUAAUGCCAAAAUGUUCAUAAUUCAAUGCCCAAUCUUGUGAUAUGCGAAGGUAUGCGCUCUACCGAGUGCCCGUUCUAGUUUUCCAUGUAUCUAUUCACAACUUAAAUUAACUAAUGGGGACGUUUUAUGGGAAUGACCAGACAUAGAUGUCCGUCAAGGUGUUAGAUUUAUUUGGAACAAACAUUUAAAACAAACAUAUCGAGCAAAUUCUGUGGCUAUGAAUGAAAAAGCUUUGCUUUGGACGCAGCUCUGAUCACCGUACACAAGCCGAGGCCCUUUUUUGUGGAAACAAAUCAAAUUAUAUUUGAAACAAUAAAAUAAAUGCAAUAGUUUGUGUGAAAAUAUUGAUUUCUUUAGUAGGUAGCAAUG
Pseudoliparis swirei is the source of this 1645-nucleotide messenger RNA. RefSeq names its product E3 ubiquitin ligase TRAF3IP2-like. The transcript is spliced from 7 exons. NCBI's taxonomy places the organism in Eukaryota, Metazoa, Chordata, Actinopteri, Perciformes, Liparidae. Gene Ontology annotation, biological process: humoral immune response; positive regulation of canonical NF-kappaB signal transduction. The coding region runs from base 185 to 766 and encodes 193 amino acids. The record is from RefSeq and is a predicted model, not a curated record.